Triticum turgidum subsp. durum (durum wheat) is the source of this 4389-nucleotide messenger RNA. The record is from the annotation of a GenBank genome assembly. Lineage: Eukaryota; Viridiplantae; Streptophyta; Magnoliopsida; Poales; Poaceae.
AUGAAGGAUGUGCGCGAGCUAUCCUAUGACAUGGAAAACUGCAUCGACCUUGCCGAGCCGGAUUGGGUCGCCAGGAUGUCUGGAUUCAAGGCCCGUGUGAAGGAGGCCAAUGAGCAGUACGAUAGGUGUAUGCUUGGAAGCAUCCCCAUCUGUUCAAAUGCUGCAACUGAUUUCCAGAUCCCAAUCGUUGAUGGCCGAAGGAGGCCAGACCUGCCAGUCGUCGGUCUUCAUGACGGUCUGUUUGAUGCCCUCUACCAGUGGCUGACCGAUGAUGAUAAGGAGCUCAAGGUGGCAUCCAUUGUCGGUGUCGGGGGAAUCGGCAAGACCACGCUCGCCAAACAGCUAUGGCAUAAGCACAAACCUGGAGGCUACUUUGGCUGCCGGGCCUUUGUGCGGACGGCCAAGAAACCUGACAUCAGGAGGUUCCUCAGGAGCAUGCUCGCACAAGUUCGUCCGCACCAACCACCCGACACUAAUGAGGUGCACGAGCUGAUUCAUGACAUCAGGCAGCAUCUACAAGGGAAAAGAUACUUUCUUAUAAUCGAUGAUUUAUGGGCUACAUCUGUAUGGGAUGUUGCUAGACGGGCUUUCCCGGAGGGUAAUGGAAGCAGGAUAAUAACAACGACUGAAAUUAAGGAUGUUGCACUUGCAUGCUGUCGUUAUCAGUCCAAAUCCAUCUAUAAGAUGGAACCUCUUAGUGUCAAUCACUCAGAAGAAUUGUUCAUCAGAGGAGUGUUUGCCUCUGGAGAAGAAAAAUCUCGCCAAUUGGAUAAAGUGUGGGAGGAGAUAAUAAGAAGAUGUGCUGGUUUACCACUGGCAAUUAUUAGCAUAUCCAGUGUUCUAGCAAGCCAAGGGGAAGCAAAUACAAUACAUCACAUGGAGCAAAUACAGAACAUUUUACCAACAAAUACAACUCAUGUGGAGGUACUCAAACAAGUACUCAAUUUUUGCUACAACUGUCUUCCCAGUCAUUUGCAGACAUGUCUGUUGUAUCUCAGUUUCUACCCAGAGAACUAUAUAAUCUUGAAGGAAGAUAUAGUGAAGCAAUGGGUAGCUGAAAGUUUCAUCCUUGCGCCAAGACAGGAGGACAAAAUGAAGGUUGCUGGGAACUAUUUUGAUAAGCUUCUCAAUAUGGGCCUGAUCCAACAUAUAGAAGUGGGCUAUAGUAAUGAGGUAUAUUACUAUGCAGUGCACCCCAUGGUACACAAUCUCAUUACAUCAAAGUCUAGAGAAGAGAAUUUUAUGACGGUAAUAGAUUAUUCCCAAAGGACAAUGGGGUUUUCUAACAAGGUUAGUCGUCUGUCCCUUCAGUUUGGCAGUGCAACACAUGCAACUAGACCAGAGAUUAUCGGACUGUCACAAGUUCGAUCACUUGCAUUUAUUGGACUAAAGAGCUGCUACUCUUCCAUUUUGGAGUUUAAGGUUCUUCGAGUCCUGAUCCUCCAUAUUUGGGCUGAUGAACCAAGCAACACCGAUGUCGACCUCAAUCCCACCUCUGAACUGGUUCUACUGAGAUCAUUGCAGGUUACAUGCAACGACACCAUACAUCUUCCGGAUCUGAUGCAAGGUCCAAAGCACUUGGACACACUAGAAAUAAAUGCAAGGGUGGCAGCUAUUCCAGCCAGGAUUGUGCAUCUCCGGAGCUGGUUGCAUCUCCGUCUCGGAGUUGGGACAGAAGUGCCUGAUUUGACUGGUACCCUCAAAAUUGUCACCAGCCUAAACCCUCCUAUUUCAUUGGACGACACCAGCUGCCCUCAUGAUUCAGUGAUGACAAUGGAGUUGCUGUCACCCAUCUGUAGAAUCCCCAAGUGGAUUGAACAGCUUGCCAACCUAUGCAUUCUGAAACUUGUCCUCGGAGAAUUGCAAAGUGAUCAUAUUAGUAUCGUGCAACGGUUGCCAUCCCUUACUGUUCUCUCAUUGCAUGUCCAGAGACGAACUACAGAACCAAUCGGCUUCGGCACCGGAGCAUUUUCUGCUCUCGAGUAUUUUGAGUUCAGGUGUGGUGUGCUCUGCUUGAGGUUUCAGAAAGGAACAAUGCCCAAUCUUCAGAGGCUGAAACUAGGUUUCAAUGCCCACCGAGGAGAAGAGUAUGGUGGUUCGCUUGUCGGAGUUGAAGGUCUGUCAAACGUCAAGGAGAUUUCAGGAAUGAUCGGGUCAGCUGCCGGUGCUGUGGAACGUGACUUGAAGGCUGCAGAGUCCGCAUUCAAGAAAGCCAUGGGCAGGCACCUUAACGUGAGUAUAGAAAGAGCAGACAUGGUUGAGGAACUGGAUGUUCCGGCUGAAAAACAGCAUGAGAUCCCUGAAGAACCAAAACAAGAGUCUCAGGACGCGCGUGGUCAGGCACAAAAACAACAUCCGACCCAAGGGCAACCCAUGUCAAAAUCAAGUGAACAAACUGGAAUUCUAAAACAAGUGUAUCAUUACAUGCGUGGUCUGGCAUCUCGGUCGUUCAUUAAAAGAUCUGGACCAGCAGAAUUGAGAAUCAAGGGAAAGGAUGAUCUGCAUAUUUUAUACCAACUGUUAGUUUCCAAUAAAGAAACAGGUCUUGAGAAGCUGACACUUGAGAGAUGCCCACCUCUCGAGUUGAAGCACCUUCUGAGGCUAACCAAUCUGAUGACAUUGAUUGUAAAACACUCAGAUGGUCUGGUUGGAUCACAAGGAGGAGGUCAGGGUGAUGUGGAAUGGAAGCUCCCUGUUGAGUAUAUAAAGAUCAACGACUUACAUGGUAAUACUGGCGAGGAACUGACAGAACUCCUCCCCCACCUCCCAAAGCUCUCCAAAUUGGAAAUAUUUGAGUGUGAAAACAUAAAAAAGCUGGUAGUGGGGGUGGAUGUGCAACCAACAACACAAGAAACAUCAGAGAUGGGGGGAGGUGAAAUAACAGCAGCAGCAGCAGCAGCAGAGGAAGAGGAUGACGGGGUGCUGCUCUUCCCAGCUCAUCUCUGUGACUCACUAAGGGAAUUGGUGUUCUAUGACUGCCCAGAGCUGGUCCUGGUGGACCCGCCAACUCUUGUUCCUGGAGAAGGAGGGUUCCAAGCUUUGCGAUCCCUCCAGAGAUUAACAAUAUUGCGGGCCCCAAAGUUGCUAUCCACCUUCUCCUUUUCCCGACACCUUUUUCCUUCCUCCCUGCAGUUCCUGAGCCUUGUAGGUGUGGAAGGCAUGGAGACACUCGAGCCCCUCUCAAACCUCUCCUCUCUCACCAGAUUAGAAUUAAUUCGUUGUGGAAAGGAUCUGAAAUGUCAGGGCUUGUGGUCUCUCCUUACCACCGGGGGCCAGCUCAACAAAUUAAGAGUCACUGGUAGCCAUAGAUUCUUUGCUGAUUGGGAUCCCAAUCCCAGACGGGCUUUGGAGGAUGCUGAGGGAGGUGAAGAGUGGCAGACACAGCUUGUUUCAUCCACACUGCGUGAGCUCUGGACAGAUGACAUAGCAGGACUUCUUGCUGCACCCGUCUGCACAUUCCUCUCUUCCUCCCUCACCAAGCUGCAACUUUGGGGGGAUUUGUGUGAAGGGAUGGAGCUGUUCAGCAAGGAGCAAGAGGACGCCCUUCAACUCCUCUCCUCCCUCCAGAAACUAGAGUUUUGGAGUUUCAAGGACCUUCAACAACUCCCUGCAGGGCUGCGUAAACUUACCAGCCUCAAGAUAUUAUUAGUCAACUGCUGUCCAGCCAUCUCGUCGUUGCCCAACGAUGCCCUCCCGGAUUCACUGGAAAUGCUAGAUGUCUACAACUGCAGCGAAGAGCUAAAACAGCAGUGCAGGGGAGCUCUUCCCUUCCCAUUCAAACACAUGCAUGACACAAGGGCUGUGGUCUUCCUUUUCCUGUACUUAAAUCUGGUGUUUGUUCGAUCUUAUAGGCUUCUUCAUAUCUUGCAUUUAAAUUUGGGUGUUCUUAUGUUUGUUUGGUGGGCUUUCAAGCCACUUAUGUUUACAUUUUGUCCAAAACUCAUGAAGACUGAAGGUAUGCUUGCAACUGAUAGGUUUGCAGUUUUUCAGUUCAGUCUACGUUUACUAAUACCAGAUCAAUCUCCUCGGAAGCAACAGAUUGAGUUGAGGGAAAGUUUUAGCUACUUUCAACUGUUCCUCGUGACAUCCUUGAUACCUUGCCCCUCAUUCUAUUCUUCCUCGGACGUGUACCAACCAAAUCCCUCUAAGCGCACACUGGUCACCCAAGAAUUGCUGCAGCCGUUGCCAAUAGCAUCCCCUAAGGCACAUUGUGAAGUUGUUGUUGCAGAAAGAUUUUUCGAGGGUCAGAAGAUGCAGCUUAUUAUGGAAAACUUGCACUGCAAAGAGUCAGCCGCCAAGGAGGGUGAAAUUGCUAAGGCACAAGGAAUAUUCCGUGGAAUAUAUGAAGCCAUGCUAAGGAAGAAGCAGCAAAAUCGCAGCCCAUGCUAA